CGAUAUUCGCUCUCGCUCUUGAUCCAGUGGUUCGUGCCCUAUCCUGCGCCCUGCCAGAGCCAAGCUGCUGUUUGUGCUGUUUCGCCGACGACAUUAUGCACGGUUCGCGCGACCUUUUUGAGAGUGUACCCGCUGUGCUGAUCAUCAUGAACCAGUGCGGUUUGGCUACGGGCCUCUACCUGAACAACAAGAAAACGGUAAUCGUGUUCAUGGCCUCGUACUCGGAACAGUAUAUUCGAGAUCGAUUCGACGAAUUGGGAGUAGAUCUGGCAAGUAUUCAGGUCAGAGUCAACGGGAAGUAUCUGGGGAUAUACCUAGGGCGAGGAGGGGAUGAACUAAGUUGGCAGGACCCGAGGAUUAAGUACGUAAGGAGGGUGAGGGAACUUAGAGGUCUCGGCAUGAGUUUCGUCGAAAACAUUUUGUGCUCUAAGACCUUGGCGGUGCCGGUCACCCAGUUCGUGGGCCAGUUCUUUGAGCCCCCGCCAGCAUUGUUCCGUCUGGAGGACGAGUGCCUUCAGUUGCUGGUGAACGGCCCGAGGCACGCGGUACCGCGAGCCGUGUUCUUGGAUCUUGAGAAUAUUGGCAUCAAAGUGAAGGAAUCCUGUCUGUAUCAGUUGAACCAGGUGAUGAGUUUCCUGGACGGUAUCCCAGAGAUUCCCGAGGACCCCGAGAAGAAAG
Molecule: messenger RNA, 678 nt
Organism: Prorocentrum cordatum
Lineage: Eukaryota; Dinophyceae; Prorocentrales; Prorocentraceae
Source: the annotation of a GenBank genome assembly